This is a messenger RNA of Lepus europaeus (European hare), 7701 nucleotides long. It is a transcript of the gene NAF1, whose product is annotated as nuclear assembly factor 1 ribonucleoprotein. Gene Ontology annotation, molecular function: RNA binding. The transcript has 8 exons. Gene Ontology annotation, biological process: pseudouridine synthesis; box H/ACA snoRNP assembly; ribosome biogenesis. Gene Ontology annotation, cellular component: sno(s)RNA-containing ribonucleoprotein complex. The coding region runs from base 150 to 1556 and encodes 468 amino acids. The record is from RefSeq and is a predicted model, not a curated record. Lineage: Eukaryota; Metazoa; Chordata; Mammalia; Lagomorpha; Leporidae.
GGGGGCGUGUCUCCGGGCGCCUUCGCGCGUCGUUACCGCAGAAACGCGGGAAGUUGGCCCGCGCGCUCCUGCCCCGCGGCUGUGGUUGUGUGGUGGUGUGCGAGAGCCGCAGCGGAACCCGAGGGAGACCCUGUCUCGGGCUCGGCGCCAUGGAGGUGGUGGAGGCCGCCGCCGCUCAGCUGCAAACUCUGAAAUUCAGCGGCCCCGGCCCUGGGGGUGGCGGGGGUCCGGCGCCGCAGACGCCGGUGCAGGCGGACGCGGGGUCCCCGGACACCGGGCAGACGGCGGAGGCUCCUGUAGGCGGGGAGCAGCCGCCGCCGCCUGCGCUGAGCGCCGUGGCGGGCGGGAGCCCCGAGCCGCCGCCCUGCGGGGCCCCGGGCGCUGCGGAGGAAGCGCGGCCCCCCAGUGCUCUGGGGACCUCGGACUCGGACUCGGACUCGGACAGUGAGACAGAUUCAGACAGUUCAAGCUCUUCCUCUUCAUCAUCGUCAUCUUCCUCCUCCUCCUCAUCGUCUCGUUUAUCAUUUCCUCCAGUGCUGUCAGAUGGAGAAGAUGAUUUACAAGUUGAGAAGGAAAGUAAGAAUUUUCCUCUUAAAACAAAAGAUGAGUUACUUCUUAAUGAACUGCCUUCUGUUGAAGAACUCACUAUUAUUCUGCCAGAAGAUAUUGAAUUAAAGCCUCUUGGAAUGGUUUCAAGCAUUAUUGAACAACUAGUAAUAAUUGAAUCUAUGAGUAACUUACCUCCAGUUAAUGAAGAGACUGUAAUUUUUAAAAGUGAUCGACAAGCAGCAGGAAAGAUAUUUGAGAUAUUUGGACCUGUUGCACAUCCAUUUUAUGUUUUAAGAUUUAAUUCAUCAGACCACAUUGAAAGUAAAGGUAUUAAAAUAAAGGAGACUAUGUAUUUUGCUCCAUCAAUGAAAGACUUCACCCAAUAUAUAUUUACAGAGAAACUUAAACAGGAUAGGGGGUCAGACGCGUCGUGGAAGAAUGACCAGGAACCACCACCAGAUGCCUUAGAUUUCAGUGAUGAUGAGAAAGAAAAAGAAGCCAAACAGCGAAAAAAAUCUCAGAUUCAAGGCCGGAAAAGACCCAAAUCAGAAUUUAAUGAAGCAGGUGAUGAUUUUGCGGAAGUACAUCAGAAUUGGAAUGCUGACAGCUCGGCUUCAGAGCACGCAAAAGGAUUUCGCACCAGGGAAUUCACACGAGGAUUCUCCAGGGGUCGAUAUCCCCGACCUUGCCACGGCAGGCCGCCACCUCAGCAGUUUUAUAACGCAGAACAGGAGACUUCAGGAUAUCCAGCUCAGAGACAAGAUAAUCCCAUGCUUCCACAGUACCCCUUUCCUCCUCCAGUGUUUGACCUGCAUAAUUUUUCACUUCCCCCACCACCACCGCCACCACCCCCAUCUGUAAACAUGGGUUGGGCUGCACCUAACCUGACGCCUCAUCCAAUGCUCAACUUACCGUACUCCCUGCCCCCGCCCCCACCCCCGCCCCCGCUGCCUCCUCCACCCUCAUCUGCAGAUAGCAGUGCUCCUCAUUUUGGAUCUUACUAUUAGCUGAUUGUAUGCAUUUGCAGAGAAAUGUGGACUGUUCAUAGUAUAUGGUAGGAUAUUUUAUUUUUUAAGAAAAGAAAAGUGAUUAUGGAGCUAGAUUUUUAGAAAAACUGUAAAAUACUGAAUAAUUCCUUCAGUUGUAGGUUGCUAUAUUUGUAACCUUUGUGAAAUUGUAUUCAUAUGAAAAUUUUUGCUCAAAUUCUUGGAAAAAUCCAAUUAUAUAGUAUUCAAUUAAAACCUUCGAGCUAUGUCUUCCUCCACCCUGUCAAGCAGUAUAUAUAGUACAGGUUGAGCAUCGCUAAUCUGAAAAUCCAGAAUGCUCUCAGAUCUGAAACCUUAAGCAUUGACAGGAAGCUACAAAUGGAAAAUUGUACACCUGUCCUGUGAUGAUGGAUCAUGGUCAGAAUGCUAGGCAUAUUAAAAAGUAGCCUUCAGCUUGCGUGUAUAAAGUAUUUAUUAAGCAUAAAUGAAUUUUGUGUCGAGUUGGGUCCUCACCACGGUAUCUCAUUAUCCAAAAUCAAAUUCCCAAAUCUGAAAUUCUUUUGAUUCUAAGCAUUUCAGGUAACAGGUACUCAACCAGUAGUGGAUGUAGAACAGAUUUCAUUAUGGAUUAAAAUACACUAAAUGCACUAAUGUCUUCUUGGUAGAAUCUGAAAAUGAAAUGCUAAAGCCCUAUUCAAAGUCUUUAAAAUAAACUGUUUUUAUGAAGUUUGGGAUUUGAUUUUGAGUAUAAAUGUACCUUAGCAGUAAAUUUUAAUGAUUUUUUUUUUCCUUCAAAACAAGUACAAAGUGUAAAAGAGGAGAGCCUUAAGAACUGGCAGAAGCUCUAUGAAGUUAAUGUUACUUACAUUCAGGCAAGCUUCUGUUGUUUCUAUCAUUUGAAUACUCUUUAGAAGGUUAUACUAUUUAAGUUUCACAAGAAGAUAUAUUGAGGGAUAUGUCUUCCAUAAAGUGUCCUAGAUUCUUAUAUACUUGUCAUAAAUUAGAUACUUAAUAAAUAUUUAUUGAAUAACAAUUUAACAUUUUUAAUGAAAUGAACUGUGAUUUUUAUAUAAAGUGUAAAUGUAAGGGGAAUUCUCCCCUUUGCUAGUUUUCCCCAAAUGUCCUUGACAACUGGAGCAGGGCUAAGCCAAAGAUGAAACCCAGGAUGUCACUGCAGGUCACUUGGGCCAUCACUGUUUCCUCCCAGCGUCUGCAUUAGCAGGAAGGUAGAAUCAGGAGCCAGAGCCUAGCAUCAGACUCAGCACUUCAAUGGAGAAUGUGAGUGUCUUAACCCCAGGGUUGUCUCCCCAAAAUUUUUAAAAGCACUAAAGUAAAACCUAAAAGCCUUUUUUUUUUUUUAAAGAGUGGAAAAAAUAUAGUAAACUAUCAAGCAGUGGUAAUCACCAUGACAUUAAAAAAAAAAAUCUUUUUCAAAAUUUUUGCCUGAGGUACUAAUAGUAAAUAUAUUUAAUUUUUUUAAAAAAUUUAAAAAUAAAUUUUAACAGACAUAAAAGUUAUACAUUUUUGUGGAGUACUAGGUGAUAUUUCAUAGCAUGUAUACUUUAUAUAAUGUCCAGUCAGCAUAACAGUGAAUAUUCACUAUCCAAAGGAACAUAAAGCUUAAUUAUGUUCUUUGACUCUUACUUUCAAUUAAGUUGGUGUCUUAACCACUUAGGUCCAAUUUUUGCCUUCUUGCCUAUGUUUAAUUCAGGGCUUUGAAACUUCGAAACUUCUAGAAAUCAUCUGGGUAAGUUUUUUUCUUAAUAAACACUCUUGGAGUUUAUUGCUAGAGUUUAAUUACGUAGGUCUGAGACAAAUCCUAGAGAACUAUUUUUUGUCAGUACCCUGGCAGUUAAUUUUAGGAAUUUUGUUCUGCACAUAUAUUUUAGGACAAAUACAUUACUCUUAAUUUCUUGGCCAUUCACUUUGGAAACUCAGGGGAAUUCUUUUGGUGGUAGCAGUGAGGAUAUCCAAAUUGGUGACAAGGGAAAAAUAAAACCAGCUACUUAAAUCAGCAUCUUCCUUGGUCCUCAGAGGCGUGCUUUGUCAAUCCCAUUCACCUUGGAAUUCAGGAGGACUCAGCUGCUGGAAUGUUUGUUGUAUUCCUUUCAAAAUCCAUGUGUUGAAAGUUAAUUACUGUCAUGGUAUUAAGUGGUAGGGCCUGUUGGGAAGUGAUUACCUCCCUAACAAGGUGCCAUGUUGUAAGCAGACAGAAGCCUUCAUCAAUAAUAGACCUGUUGGCAUCUCAGUCUUGAACUUCGUAGCCUCCAGAGCUGUGGGAAGUAAAUUUUUAUUUUUUAUAAAGGACGCAAGUGAAUGAGGGCACCAACUGUCAUAUUUGGAAGAGCAAAAUAAUAAAUUGUCAUCAUUCCCACCUUAAUCUUAGUGUUCCUUUUAAGAAAUCAUGUGGCUCUAGAUCCUGGUAUAAAAGUAAAUACUUACAAUGUUUGACUCACACAGUUUCUUAAUUCAGAUAGAAAAUUCUUUAUUAUUAGCCUUUUCCUGUAAUAAAUUAAGAUAGGUUGAUAUUAACACAGUUGCAAAUGGCUAAUGGCUUUGCAUGUUGGUAGUUGCAAAUGUGUUAGAAUGUUCUAAGUAAGGCCGGCGCCACGGCUCACUUGGCUAAUCCUCCGCCUACAGUGCCGGCAUCCCGGGUUCUGGUCCCGGUUGAGGUGUCAGUUCUGUCCUGGUUGCUCCUCUUCACCAGUCCAGCUCUCUGCUGUGGGCUGGAAAGGCAGUGGAAGAUGGCCCAGGUGCUUGGGCCCUGCACCUGCAUGGGAGACCAGGAGGAGGCACCUGGCUCCUGGCUUCGGGUCGACACAACACCUGCUGUAGCGGCCAUUUAGGGGGUGAACCAACAAAAAGGAAGACCUUUCUCCCUGUAUCUCUCUCUAACUCUACCUAUUAAAAAAAAAUGUUUUAAGUAGAAUUCAGUGCCUAAGCUAAUACAUUUGUUAGAUAAGUCCUUAAAAUAAGUCUGCGAUUACUGGGUGACAUGAAAAAUAGAUAACUGAAAACUGAGUUGAGAGUCCAGUGGAGACCUAGAAUAGAAUGCAGUUUCAGAACUUAGCAAAGGACAUGUCUUAGUUCAUACUACUAUUCCAGAAUGCCACAGACUGCAUAAUUUGGAAUGAACAGAAAUCAAAUGGCUUACUGUUCUAAAAUCUAGGAAGUCAGUAUCACGGUGCUGACGUCUGUGAGGGCUUUCUUGUUGCAUCAUUACAAGGCAAAGGAGAAAGGGCCAAAGACAGCCUGAAGGCACCCUUUUAUGACAGCAUCAAUCCCAUUCAUUCAUGAGGGUAGAGCCCUCGUAUAAUCACGUUUUAAAUGUUCCCACCUGAAUACUGUUACCAUGGCAAUUAAAUUUCAAUGAAGAAUUUUUAGCAGACAUUCAACCGUAGUUGGAUAUUUCUUAAAAGCAAUAUAGUUAAGUAAUGCAAUGCCAAAAAUGUUACCAUCACUAUGAUGCUUGGUGAUUAGCAAUAGACCCUAACUUGUCAGUAUUAAUGGGAAACAGAGGAUAUAAGUAGCAAGUGAUGACAUGGCACCUGAAUGCAGAAGUCUUAUGUGUACCCACACUGUGAUUUGUCAAUUCCCUUGUCUCCUUUUUUUGCUGCUUUUGGUUGCUUAGAGAUGGUGAACACCAAGUACAUUUUAAAAAGUACAGGUUAAGGGCAGGUGUUGUGGCACAGUGGGUUAAUCUGCUGCUUGUGACACUGGCACCCCAUGUUGGAGCACCAGUUCUAUUCCCAGCUACUCCACCUCCAAUCCAGCUUCCUUCUAAUGUGCCUGGGAAGGCAAUGGAAGGUGGCCUGAUUGUCUGGGCCCUACCACCCAUGCAGAGACUAGGAUGAAGUUCCAGGUCCCUGGCUUUUUCUGGCCCAUAGCUGGGCUGUUGUGGCCAUUUUGAGAGUAAGAAGAUAUUUCUUUCUCUUCCUUCAUCUUCAUCUCUCUCUUUGACACCCUACCUUUCAAAAAUAAAUAAAUAAAGAAUUCUUUCAUUUAAUGAAUAAGAAAUAUAAUCUGAGUUCUUGAGCUGUAAUUUUCAAGUAUUUGAUCAAUAUGAAGAAGUAUUAUAUAAAAUACUAGGAGCUUGACAAUAUUCUAAUUACAGGGGAUAUAUGUUUCUUACAUUUUUCUCUCAAUAACGUCUGGCAUUUAGAUUGAUACAUAUUCAUUAAAAGUUUUUAAAUAACAUGGAUUUUUUUGUUUGUUUGAGAGGCAGAGAGCUCCCAACUCCUAUCUGCUGGUUUACUGCUCUAUAACCACAACAGCUGGGACUGAGCCCAGAUGAAUUUGGGACCUUGGAGCUCAAUCCAGGUCUCCCACAUAGGAAACUAUGUGAACUCUUAGUGCUGCUCUCAGGGUCAGCAUCAGCAAAAAAUGAGUCAGGAACUGGAGGCAGGUGUUGAAACCAGGCACUUUGUUAUAGGAUACUGGCAUCUCAACCAGCCUCUUAACCACUUGGCCAAAUGCCUACCCCAAAGCAAUAUGUUUAACUGCAUUUAAUGGUUCCUACUAGACCUUGUAGUCAACAGCCCAUUAAGUUCUCCAGUAGAAAAAGCAGUCUCUUUCAUGUCUGGGUGAUUUAUAAGAAAAAGAAGAAAAAUUCUUUGUGUCCUCACUUUUUUCCAGCCUGUUUGUCCAAGGUACCUAAGAUAGGCUUGAGACAAAAAAAAAAAAAAAAUGUGUUUUAAUUUAUUUGAAAGGUAGAGUGAUAGAGAAGGAGAGAGAGAGAGAGAGAGAGAGAGAGAGAGAGAGAGAGAGAGAGAGAGAGAGAAAUGCCUUCCAUCCUCUGGUUCACUCCCCAGAUGCCUGCAACAACCAGGGCUGGGUUAGGCCAAAACUGGAAGUCAUGGUCUCCAUCCCAGUUUCCCAUGUGGGUGGAAGGCAGCCAUGCAUUUGAGCCAUCAUCUGCUGCCUUCCCUGGCAGCCGAGUCAGCCACUCCCAACAUAGGAUGUGGAUGUCCCAAGCAGCAGCUUGAUCCACCUGCUGUACGACACCUGCCUUGGAAAAUUCUUAGGACACUCUCUCCACAUGUUCAGGGUGUUUAGAACUUUUAGAAAUGAACAGUCAUGUGCUACUGUAAUUGAAUCCUAUGGAAAGUAAAUUAGUGUAUUGUUAAAUGCUAAAUCCUUCCUUAUUUAAAAAAGGAAACUAGAUAAAACAUUUAGAGAGAAUUUGUUCACACAGUAUGCAUUUAUAAAAUCUUUUGUUCUAAUGUUGCAUAUUUGACACUGAUGAUAAGCUCUGAACCAUAAAGACAAAAAAUAAAUUCAGUAGAAUGCAAGCUGAGAAAUAUUAGAAAAAUAAAGAAUUGUGUUCAAGAAUUCAUUAUCAGAUAUUGUUGCAGUUACACUGUGAUUUAAUACUUUGAUGCUAAAAAGAAAUUCUCACGUUUGCAUUCUUUUCUGCAGAUAAAUUGCCAUAAUCCAAAAGUGUAUCUUUGCUUCUCAGAUUGUGACUAAUCUGAUCUUAAUUUUAUAUGGUUGUAGAUUAUGAUCAGAAAACCAAGGAAACAAUCUAAUGUGGCUGAAAUUAAAGUUGAGAAAUAUCUCCUUAAUAAUAUCUGUCAGGCCAAUGUACUUGUUUUGAGCUUAGCAGCAAUGAAAUUAUUACACCUCAUUUUUGACUGCACUAAAUACCUAAAUUGUUAUCAUUAGUGGAUUAGACAUGAACAGUUAGUAUCCUGGAAACGAAGUAUAAAUUUGUGUAUCAAUGAUAAAGUAUUUAAUAAUGAAAUAGGCAAUGAAGAGAAAUACAAAUAUAUUCUUGUGCACAUGGAAUAUUAAAAAGUAUAUAUUUAUGAAAUGUAUAUUUUAUCUACUUGUCCGUCUAUGUACAAAUGUAUACAUUUGAAGGCUGGUACAAAAGUCUGAUUGUUAUGCAUAUUUUAGUUGUUUAGUGCCUUUCAUUUCUAGCCAUACAAGGUUGAUGCAGUAGAAUAAAUUUUAUGUUGUUACCUUGUAGUUAGUCAUAUUAAUGCAUCCCCCAAACAGAACAAACUGACCUUGUUUAUGUGGUAAAAGCUUUUUAUUUAUAUUGAGGCUAGAUGGGCCAAACAUUGUUUCUAACAACAGGUAUGACCCAAAUAAUAAUAUGAUGGGACAAAUACAAAGGGAUAGAAUCUAUUAACUCAGAAUUCCUAUUAAAAUGUGAUAAAUA